AUGGACGAGGGAAUCGUGGAGAGUCCGCUCGAACAGACGGCACAGAGACUCACCGAUGACAUACAGAGUAUGUCGAAUUACAGAGCGCUUUACAACGAGAUACAAAGACUUGUCGCGUCGUCCGUCGUGAACAAAGAUGACUUUAAAAACUCGCUGGUUGCUGCACUCAAAGAUAAUGGUCUGGAGACUGAAAUCAGAAACACGGUGUUUCACUGGGCACGAUCUCGGGGUUCGCUGCACUCUCGGUCAGUUUCAUAUAUACAGACAGCCGACCUGAGCUACCUAAAGAAGACUCAGAUUCAAUGGGAACGACGUAUACAAAAAUCAUUGAAUUCAACAUGCAGUGAGUUGAACGUUCCACUGGCUCGUAUAAGAUCCACUUCUGAUAGGGACGAACUGGCUGAAAAAUGGAAUGAAUUGAGCACUUAUGACAUAGAUUUAUCACAAUACCGACCACUGUAUGCACCAAAGGACUUCCUAGAUGUAUUGUUCUCCAUACGUGAUCCUUCAUUCAAAAAGCAACCAGACGAAUUAAAUUGGGAUUUUAGUCAUAUACAAAUUAGUGUAAAAACGCUUGCGCAAUUGAGACGUAUGUACUCAGAAUUAGCACAGGGAAUGCCAUUACUGGGAAUAAAUUCUGAUAUGCCGGCCACAGAAAGUUUCCUAAAUUUGGAAGCCGAGCGGACGCACAUUGGCGAAAAAGUACUAAAUUCAAAUCAUGCCCCAAUUGCACAGGAAUUUCUUAAAAGAGGAUCUCCUCGAGCGUUGCGCGGUCGUAUUUGGUCACUCGUUCUCGGAUCUGUUAUCAAAGAUAAUGAUAUAGAAUAUUAUGAAGAAUUGAAAAAUAUGGUUUUGGAAUAUGAUAUUGUGAUAGACAAGCUGAUAAUAAUGGAUGUGCAAUUAACGGCAAGAAACGACGAUCAAUACUUUGUAUUUGAAGAUGUUUUGUAUAAGACAAUGUUAUGCUUUUCGAGGGAUUCUGAAAUACUUGCACCAGUCACAACUGACAGAAGUGCCGGUGGUCAAGUGAUCCACGCGGUUUUGCAAGGCAAACCUGCGACAUUGGAAAAUACUUUGGUCUUUCCACCAAGUGGUGUUAUUCCAUUUCAUGGAUUUACAAUGUAUGCUACGCCAUUUUGUUAUUUAUAUGAUAAUCCUUGCGCUAUGUAUUAUACUUUCCGUGCAUUCUACUUGAGAUAUUGGUUCCGUUUGCACACUGUAUCGUGUCAUGAACAAGGUAUAGUUGCUCUCUGCUUGCUUUUUGAACGAUUACUACAAUGUCAUGAACCGCAGUUGUGGGCUCAUUUCAAAAAUAUACAUAUUCAACCCAUAAAAAUAGUCUUCAAAUGGCUCAUGAGAGGUUUCAGUGGCCAUUUACCGCCUGAACAACUAUUGUAUCUUUGGGAUCUAAUUCUCGGUUAUGAUUCUUUGGAAAUUAUACCACUAUUGGCAGUGACGAUAUUGAGUUUUCGAAAAGAAAAUUUACUGCAAGUUAAUACUCAACAGAAUGUAGAGGCUGUGUUAGCAGACUUAUCUUCAUUAAAAGUAAUGCCGUUACUGCAGUUGGCUCUUCUAAAAGAAUAAUCUUCACUUCUACACAUAAAAUUAUAAUCACGAAAUUUGUAAACUUUUUUUUAGAUUUAUAUUAUUUCUCUGAUUUUCAUCAUAUCUUACUCUGUAAUUUUAUUCAUAAAAAUAUUAUAUAUCGAUAGUGAAAAAUAUA
Molecule: messenger RNA, 1723 nt
Organism: Cyphomyrmex costatus
Lineage: Eukaryota; Metazoa; Arthropoda; Insecta; Hymenoptera; Formicidae
Product: TBC1 domain family member 19
Exons: 11
Coding region: 1-1584 (527 amino acids)
Source: RefSeq, a predicted model, not a curated record